AUCAGUGAAAACACAUUGCAACCGCCUUAGAUAAGAGAGGGGACAAGCGCGUUUUUCUGCCUGUCUGGAGAUGGCGCUCAAACAGGCAACACCAGUGGCUAGAAAGCGGACGGUACAGCAGGCGGCGCCUGUGGUUGUGUUUAAGGAGUUAAAAUCAUCAAGUACUGCAUUGCUAGAAAGGCUGGGAGGAGAGGAGACGCGCAGAGGAACUUCCUCUUCCGGAUGGCUGAUGGGAGGAAGUUGGUGUGCAGAGCGGCUUUUGUGCUGUUUCCAUGGUGGAAGCAGCAGCUGGCAGGUGAGUGGAGGGCAGCAGGUGGGAGGAGAGUCCGGGAGCAACUUGGGCUGGAAGCGGAGAAGCAACUGGGCUGAAGCCUCUCAGCUGCGGCUGCUGCAGGUUCCUUCCCUCCCCAAAUGGAAGCCCACUGGUGCUGCAGGCUGGGAAACUGGGGGCUGCAAGUUUCUGCUGGUGGGAAGCUUGAAAAAGCCUCCUUCCAAUGCAGGUUGAGCCUUUGGGGCUGGUUUCCCUCCAGAGGGAGCUCCGUCACUGGAGGUUUGGAAGAGAGCUGGAAGAAACCUUGGAGGUCUUAAUGACGUCUCAGACAAAUGGCUGUCCCGUCGGUUUAAAAGCCACCAGCAAUGGAGCCCCCACAACCUCUGGAGGGAAGCCAUUCCCGAAGAAUCAACCUUCACUCAAAAGGGACUUUUUCAGUCUUCCAGGCAGCAGAAAAUUGCAGCCAUUCCCUUCCACUGGCUAAUUGUUCUCACUGAUGGGAUUUUUCCUUAAUUCCAGGUUUUUCUCUCUCCUUGAUUAGUUUCCAUGCAUUGCUUCUUGUCUUGUCCUUCUGGUGCUUUGGAAAAGAAGUUGACCCUUCAAGUAUUGGAACACUGCUAUCAUGUCACCCCUAGUCCUUCCUUUCACUAGGCGAUUCAUUCCCAAUUACUGCAACCCACUAAUUAUCCCUUCUGCUCUUCUCUGCGCUCUUUAUAGAGUCUCCACGUCUGUUUUAUAUUGUGGUGAUGAAAAGUGGUUGCAGUAAUCCAAGUGUGAUUUUAAUUUAAAGCAUUAUCAAUUGGUACUAAUACUUCAUGUGAUCUCGAUUCUAUCCCUCUCUUUAGGCAGCCAGAGUUUCUCAGGCUUCUUGAGUUGUUUUCCUGUUUAAGAUUUUCAUCCAUGGAAUCCUUCCCAAGCUGUCUCUUGGUUUGUUAAAAUCGGCUGCUUUAAAGUCUAAGACAUUAGUUUGAUUUUGCUCUAUUGCUUGUGUCUGCGUUAUAUUGAAUUCCAGUAUGACAUGGUCACUCUUCCCCCUAUUUACCUGCAACUUCAAACCUCCCCCCCCCUUAUAAUUUCCUCUCUGCUAGUAAAAAUUUAGAUCACUAUAGUUCCCUUUUCUACCUUUUCGAUGACAAAUUGUCAUCUAGAUUCAUUUGGAACCUUUUACGACAGGGGUGACAAACUGGCGGCCCAUGGGCUGGAUGCGUUACAUGCAGGCCACACCCAUCCCAGCUCCAUAAAUGGGUAGAAUGUCACAAAAUGUCACGUGACGGCAACAUGACAUGGCAAGUGUGACACUCGUGCUUUAAGACAGAUUGGCCAGCCAUUUGUCUGGAAUGUUAUAGGGUAUCCUGCCUGAGAAGGAGAUUGGACUAGAAGACCUCCAAGGUCUCUUCCAACUCAUAACCUAUUCUGUUACGGGCUUGCUAUUCUCUUGGCAACCAAAUUGCAGUGAUUCUGCCACUAGUUUUUUUCUAGGGUUUAUGUAUUUUAACUUCCAGGUCUUGCCAAAAGCACGAUAUUUCCUAUUGGUGCCGCAUCCGGGUAUUAACCAGGUUCAACUGGCUUUACCGUAUUUUUUGGACUACAAGACGCACCUGACUAAAUGACACAACUAAAAUUAGAAGAGGAAAACAACCAAAAAAAGUUUUUGGCCUACCUUUUUUCGGGCCUUUUCCAAUCUUUUUUUGGCCUGUUUCUGGGGCUGUUUUCGGCUAUUUUGGGUGCUUUUUUCAGCUCAUUUUUUAGGCUUUUUUUGGUCCAUUUUUGAGGCUUUUUUCCCCCAUUUAUGAGGCUUCUAUGGGGCUGUUUUUGAGGCUUUUGGGGCCAUUUUUGAGGUUUUUUGGGGCCAUUGUCGAGGCUUUUUUUGGCCCGUUUUUCCGAAAAAGCGUUCCUGUGGUUAUGAAGGUGCAGGAAAAGGAGAGACACCAAGUUGGGUUCUGCCAACCGUUGCACAUUUAUGAUGGCUGCAGCAUCCCAAACUCAGGAUCCCCGUUUGUGACCUUCUCAGCUAGAUUCUGAAGCAAAAUUAGUAGGGAUGCCAGCAGGAAAUUGCAAGUCGCAGUUUGUGGAACAGAUGCAAGUUGGCACUGUCAUGUGACAUCAUGCUUCAUGACCGGCUGCUUAGUGACACAGAAGCCAGUCCCAAUUGCACUCAAUAAAGAGGAUGACAAUAAGAGAACUUUGGACAACUGAGAAAAACAAGCAACGUUGAAAAGGAAAUAAAAGCCAUAUAUUUUGAGCCAGAAAUCAAAAUAUAUUCAAUUUCCUUCAGAAAACCACAUAAUUCUCCUUCUCCAGCAGCUAAUAGACAAAAGAGAGAAAAUUAACAUGAGAUUUUGAGCUGGAAAAAGUAGAGGAUACGAAACUCAAGGAUACAUUGCAUGAAAGAUCAAAGAACAUUAUUUUUCAUUCAGAAAAAGAUGGAAAUAUCUGGAAGUUAGGGGAAAGGAAAAGGUCUUAUUGGGCAGGGCACAUAGGACAGACAAUGAUACAGACCUUGCUCUGGGAAGAAGCAAAUGGCUUUAAUCAAAACACCUCUAAACAAUAGAUCACACAUAUUUUUGACCUCAAGAAUAUCAGUUGUGGAAAAACUCCAUAGAUCUGCCUAUUGUAGAAAAAGCACAAAUUGCAAAUCAUAGCUGAUUUAACAAGAAGAUCCUAACUGCAGAAAAGCCAUACAAAUUAUCUGAAUAUGCCAAAAAGUUUGGUCAGAACAGCUUCCUUGUGUUUCAUGGAACGACUCACACAGAAGAGAAGACAUACGAGUGCUCCAGAUGUGAAUACUUUAGUGAGCAUGGCAACAUGGUGAUACAUCACAGGACACCCAUCACAUAAGAAUGUCCAAAUUGUGUGAAAGUUUCAUUGGAAAUUACCACCUCAUGAGACAACAAAGGACUCAUACAGGAGAGAAACCCUUUGAAUGUCCUGAUUGUGGGAAAAGUUUCAGUCAGAAUUCUAAGCUGGUUCAACACCAGAGGACUCACACAGGAGAGAAACCCUUUGAAUGUUCUGAUUGUGGGAAAAGUUUCAAUAAAAAUUCCAACCUGGUGAAACACCAGAGAAUUCACACAGGUGAAAAACCAUUUGAAUGUCUUGAUUGUAGGAAACGUUUCAGUCAUAAAUUCAGCCUGGUGACACAUCAGAGGACUCACACAGGAGAGAAACCAUUUGAAUGUCCUGAUUGUGGGAAAAGUUUCACUCGCAAUUUCAGCCUGGUGAUACACCAGAGGACUCACACAGGAGAGAAUCCAUUUGAAUGUCCUGAUUGUGGGAAAAGAUUCAGUAACAAUUCCAAUCUGGUGACACACCAGAAGACUCACACAGGAGAGAAACCAUUUGAAUGUCCUGAUUGUGGGAAAAGGUUCAGUUACAAUUACACCCUGGUGACACACCAGAGGACUCAUACAGGAGAUAAACCAUUUGAAUGUCCUGAUUGUGGGAAAAGUUUCAGUCACAAUUCCAGCCUGGUGAUACACCAGAGGACUCACACAGGAGAGAAACCAUUUGAAUGUCCUGAUUGUGAGAAAAGGUUCAGUAACAAUUCCAAUCUGGUGUCACACCAGAAGACUCACACAGGAGAGAAACCAUUUGAAUGUCCUGAUUGUGGGAAAAGUUUCAGUCACAAUUCCAGCCUGGUGACACACCAGAGGACUCACACAGGAGAGAAACCAUUUGAAUGUCCUGAUUGUGGGAAAGGUUUCAGUGACAAUUCCAAUCUGGUGAUACACCAGAGGACUCACACAGGAGAGAAACCAUUUGAAUGUCCUGAUUGUGGGAAAAAUUUCAGUCACAAUUCCAGCCUGGUGACACACCAGAGGACUCACACAGGAGAGAAACCAUUUGAAUGUCCUGAUUGUGGGAAAAGUUUCAGUCACAAUUCCAGCCUGCUGAAACACCAGAAGACUCACACAGGAGAGAAACCAUUUGAAUGUUCUGAUUGUGGGAAAAGUUUCAGUCACAAUUCCAGCCUGGUGAAACACCAGAAGACUCACACAGGAGAGAAACCAUUUGAAUGUCCAGAUUGUGUGAAAAGUUUCCUUUGGAAUUCUGAGCUGGCGAGACACCAGAGGACUCACACAGGAGAGAAACCAUAUGAGUGCCCAGACUGUGGGAAAAGUUUCAUUGGAAAUUACCACCUCAUGAGACAACAAAGAACUCACACAGGAGAGAAACCCUUUGAAUGCCCUAUCUGUGGGAAAGGUUUCAGUCGCAAUUCCAGCCUGGUGAUACACCAGAGGACUCACACAGGAGAGAAACCCUUUGAAUGUCCUGAUUGUGGGAAAAGCUUCAGUAACAAUUCCAAUCUGGUGACACACCAGAAGACUCACACAGGAGAGAAACCGUUUGAAUGUCCUAAUUGUGGGAAAAGGUUCAGUUACAAUUCCAGCCUGGUGAUACACCAGAGGACUCACACAGGAGAUAAACCAUUUGAAUGUCCUGAUUGUGAGAAAAGUUUCAAUCACAAUUCCAGUCUGGUGAUACACCAGAGGACUCACACAGGAGAGAAACCAUUUGAAUGUCCUGAUUGUGGGAAAAGUUUCAGUCACAAUUCCAGCCUGGUGAUACACCAGAAGACUCACACAGGAGAGAAACCAUUUGAAUGUCCAGAUUGUGGGAAAAGUUUCAGUCAAAAUUUCAGCCUGGUGAUACACCAGAGGACUCACACAGGAGAGAAACCAUUUGAAUGUCCUGAUUGUGAGAAAAGUUUCAAUCACAAUUCCAGUCUGGUGAUACACCAGAGGACUCACACAGGAGAGAAACCAUUUGAAUGUCCUGAUUGUGGGAAAAGUUUCAGUCACAAUUCCAGUCUGGUGAAACACCAGAGGACUCACACAGGAGAGAAACCAUUUGAAUGUCCUGAUUGUGGGAAAAGUUUCAGUCAAAAUUCCAGCCUGGUCACACACCAGAGGACUCACACAGGAGAGAAACCGUUUAAAUGUCCUGAUUGUGGGAAAAGUUUCAGUCGCAGUUCCAGCCUGGUGACACACCAGAGGACUCACACAGGAGAGAAACCGUUUGAAUGUCCUGAUUGUGGGAAAACUUUCAGUCGCAGUUCCAGCCUGGUGACACACCAGAGGACUCACACAGGAGAGAAACCAUUUGAAUGUCCUGAUUGUGGGAAAACUUUCAGUCACAAUUCCAGCCUGGUGAAACAUCGGAACACUCACACAGGAGUGAAACCAUAUGAGUGCCCAGACUGUGGGAAAGAUUUCAGUACUAAGACUAGCCUUUUAAAUCAUGUGCUUAUACACACAGGAGAAACCAAUUAAGUGCCCCAAGAGUGGACGGUGCUUCAGGAAACAUUCUAACCUUAUUGCACACAAGAAAAUGCGCAUGGAUUUUCCAAAGUGAUGAGUGAUGAUCUAAAGCAGUGGUUCCCAAAGUGGGCGGUACCAAUGUGGGGGGCGGUGGGAUGACUUAGGGGGGCAGUAAGAGGCAUGGGGGGCGGCAGGGUAGUGCUAGAGGCAAAAGCGGGUGGCAGGAGGGCGCUAAGUUGCAAGGAGGGUGGCGGAGGGGGGCCCCCACCCUUUGGCCUGUGCCUCGCAGCAGUUACCUCCUUGCAAGCAAACAGCAAGAAAAAACAGCUCCUUUCAGCUUCAGCAUAGGCUAAUAACAGACGUUGAUUAGAUGGGCCUCCCGACUCUCUCAGUUGUUUUGCGCAGAGCUCUGCUGCUUGCUGCAAAGAGUGUUGGAGCUAUGCUGAAAACGAAACUGAAAGUAAAGCAGGCUGUUUGCUGUUUGCUGCAAGGAAAAAUGAGGCAGAGGCAAAGGGAGAUUUCUUUUUCUUCCUUUUCCUCAAUAAAAAAGGUAGGUGCAAACAAUGGGAAAUUUAGGGCAAAAGAGGAGAGUUCAAGAUUUUAAAACACAAAGGGAAAGGAGAAAGAAAAAGGCAAAAAUAAAAAUGGGAAGGGAGAAAUAGAAAUGAAAGAGAAAGAUGUUAUAUAUAUUUAGAAUUGAAAUAUGAAUAGUAGUAAGAAAUAAAUGGGAAAUCAUGAUUGUAAAAAUGAAAUGAAUAAUAAUUGGAAUAUUUGUCUUUGUAUUUUUGUAAUCUAGACAAUGAAAAGUUUUUCUUUUUUUUCCUUGUUUUUAGAAAUACGAAUAAGUAUAAACUGUAACAAGUGAAAUACCUUUAAUGGUCUAUGGCGGUGAAAGUAAAAAGGAUUAAGUUGUA
Pantherophis guttatus is the source of this 6446-nucleotide messenger RNA. The record is from RefSeq and is a predicted model, not a curated record. NCBI's taxonomy places the organism in Eukaryota, Metazoa, Chordata, Lepidosauria, Squamata, Colubridae.